Molecule: messenger RNA, 658 nt
Organism: Trichobilharzia szidati
Lineage: Eukaryota; Metazoa; Platyhelminthes; Trematoda; Strigeidida; Schistosomatidae
Source: the annotation of a GenBank genome assembly
UGUUUGAGCCAACAAAUCAUUCGUCAACUUCAGAUCUGUUUACAAUGGACUCAACCCAGAACAUAAUUUACAAUAAUUAUCAAUUAAAUUAUGACAAAUGUAUAACAAGUCCAUUUCAGAUUGUUAAUACCACGAUGAGUGCAAUGAAUCAGCAUCCGAUUCAAAUCAGUUAUCCCUUCCGACGGGAACAAUACGAUGGCAUUAUCAUAAAUUCAAACGCAUCACCGCAAAAAACACUGACAAGUGAUGACUCAUACAAUUUGAACAGUAUACAGAGUGGUAUAAAGGAAAAUAAAAAAUUGGGCAAUUCAUAUCGAUUAGAGAGUAUAUGUUCUGUCAAGAUUAACAGUCAGAAGACAGAAACCACUUAUCCUCAAACUGCAUACAAUAACUCAGUGUUACACAGACUAAAUCAAUCGAAAAGUGAAAAUCUUUAUGGGAAUUCUGAGGACGAUGAAGCUGUGAAACCAUUUAUUAAAGAACUAGGAAUCAUAUAACAAAACAAAUCAUUUAAUGUAUGAUGUAGUCAAAAAUAAAACUUUAGCUGAAUAUUUCUUAAGAUCCUUUUGAAGUUGCAAUGUACACAAUGUGUCAAAUCGUAUACCCCUGAUAGAGAAAAAAACACCGGGCCAAACAAAACAACCUAUGCAAUUCCUGG